Molecule: messenger RNA, 1322 nt
Organism: Hypoxylon fragiforme
Lineage: Eukaryota; Fungi; Ascomycota; Sordariomycetes; Xylariales; Hypoxylaceae
Exons: 5
Coding region: 247-1074 (275 amino acids)
Molecular function (GO): oxidoreductase activity
Source: RefSeq, a predicted model, not a curated record
CCUCAGAGUACGUCACGUGACGGUAUAAGCAUGUAAGCCGAUAUUAAGACGACGUCGUGUCUAUAACGAAUAGGUAACUACAUCCAAUAGCUGUGUUAUAGACUAUAUAUCAACUUGGCUUCUGCGGUAUAGAGGUACCUAUCUACCUACUUAGACUAUUCCAGGUCAUAACCUAUUAGAGUCAAGCCAUAUUACUUUCGUCCUCAUACCUACUACCUUUGUCUUUGCGUUAUCAAGACUGUCAGCAUGAGUUUGGACAUCAGUGGAAUUGCAAUAGUUACCGGGGCAGGAAGCGGCAUUGGUAGAGACUGCGCUUUGGGACUUGCGGCGGCUGGUGCUCGAGCGGUUGUGUUCGCGGAUAUCAACCUGGAAGCGGCUAAGGACGCGGCUAUGGCAAGCUCUGAAUUCGCUACAAACCCUAACUACUCGGAACUGUCACUGGCGGUUGAUGUAACUGACAUAUCAAGCGUUAUUUACAUGGUGGAUACUUGCCUGGAACGUUAUGGGAGGAUUGACUACCUAGUCAACAGUGCUGGCCUCGGCGUGAAAAAACCCGCCGAGGUUGCGGAGGCUGACUUACAGGAGUUCGACGACUUUUACAGAGUCAACGUCAAGGGUACGUUGCAUUGCAUACGCGAGGUGAGCCACGUGAUGCGUGAGCAGACUCCCCUUGAAGCCGUCGGCCGAAACGGCCCAAGGAUCGUGGGCCGUGGAUCUAUCGUGAACAUUGCCAGCCUCAACAGCUUCUUGGCAAGUCCGGGCAUCGUGCAGUACACCACGAGUAAGCACGCUAUGCUAGGUCUAACGAGAUCUGCAGCUCUUGAUAACGCUUCGUAUGGGAUCCGGGUCAAUGCGGUGUGCCCUUCAUGGGUCCAGACGCCCAUGGUCGACGCCGCUCUAGAGGGGAAUCCUCCUCUCAAAGAUGCAAUCCAACACAUGAUCCCGCUGGGAAGGAUUGCGCAGGUAGAGGAAGUUUCGGAUGUGGUUGUGUUUCUUGCAAGUCCCAAGUCAAGCUAUGUGAACGGUGUCGGGUGGCCUAUCGACGGGGGUUUGCUGUCAGGACGAGCCUUGUAGAAGCUGGAAUAUACAUCUAUCCUAUUCUAUGACCUGGAGAAAGAGACGGGGAGAGCCUAAGUCCGGUGACUGUCGAUAUUUGCCUACGUCAGGGAAUAUACCCUUCACAUAAAACGUAGGGGCUUGCUACUAGAUAUCUAUGAAGAAACCGCUAUUGAACUUCUCUCAACAUCAAGUUAUCUGCCUACAUACCUAGCCUAUUUUACCAUCUAUCUAUCGAUAUUUACAUCGAUACUUUUGUUACUGUA